Aegilops tauschii subsp. strangulata is the source of this 738-nucleotide messenger RNA. The record is from RefSeq and is a predicted model, not a curated record. Lineage: Eukaryota; Viridiplantae; Streptophyta; Magnoliopsida; Poales; Poaceae.
AUGGGUCCGGAUAUGUGCGUGCGUAAGCUGGUGCUGUGCCCGGACGGCCUGAUCGCCGCAAUUGUCGGACGCGAACACUUCGCCAAGGUCGCGCUCUGCACACUCGAGUGCUUCUCGUGGUCGCUCGGCGCGGACGACAAGUGGCGGUGGUACGAGGACUUGAUCUACUACGAGGGGAAGCUCUACGCCAUCACCAACAGCGGGGAACCCCUCGCGUUCGACGUCGGCUACGAGAACACCGGCGAGCCCAAGAUCUCCGCUGUCGAGACCGUCAUCGAAGGCUGUGGCUACGUCGGCGUGGGGGUGAUGAACUACCUCGUCAAAUCACGCAGCGGCGCGCUACUCAUGGUCAACAGGAACACGGAGGGCGGCAGGUCGGCGUAUGCGUUCGAGGUGUACAAGGCGGAUCUCCGGUCGUCAGGAUCACAAUGGGGCCAGGUGACUGCCCUGGGCGGCGACGAGGCGCUCUUUGUGGGCCGGCUGGGCUCAUGGGAUGUGCGGGCGGACCGGGAAGGAUUGGAGGGUUAUCAGAUCUCCUUCCUUGAUGAUAUGGUUGGCAUGUGGUUCUAGGCGAUGGACCGCCCGAAUCAGCCUUUGUACCACACAGGCGUCUAUGACAUGACAACCGGGAAUGUCAUCGGCCUCCUACCAUGGAAGUGGAGCAAGGACUACGACGGUCCAGUGCCGCCCACAUGGCUCUUCCCCGGCGAGGAGGAAGAUGACGAGUGAGCGCAUAUG